UCGCGCUCUCUGCUGCUGCACCUCGGGACACCGACAGACACCACCCGGUGAACGGAGGACCUCAACCCCUCAUGUCGCUGCACCUGCAGCAGCCAUCGGAUCGCACGCGGACACUCGAUCGUCAUGGAUAAUCGAUAAGAGUCUGAUAAGAUGCGCCGGCUUCCUCCGUCCUCUGCAGGUGUGAACGCCAUGACGUCGUCUUCUAAUGCAUUCGGGACGGUGGUGUUGUGGCGCGCGCCCCCAGCUCUAGUGUCACCGGGUUCGUCCUCCGCGGUGGUUUGACUGGUUCCACUGGUUCCACUGGUUCCACUCCACUGGUUCGGUGAGAAGAAGCAGCGGCAGAUUGGUCGACUGGAGCUCAGGAUGUCGUCGGUGUCCGGAGUGAGUGAGCGGAGUCUGGGGCAGCUGCCCAUGGAGAGCUGGAUGUCUCACCUGCCCUGCGCCCUGUGGGACACCCCCCUGUACCACCUGGCCAUCCCAGGCAGCCACAAUGCAAUAACCUACUGCCUGGAUAUGAACGACAGAUCCCCGGUGGACCUCACGCAGCCAGACAUGCUUCAAAAGCUGGACAAAUACAUGAAGCCUUUCAUUCGGCCCUUUGUGUACAAGUGGGCGAUAACGCAGGAGUACACCAUCAAGCAGCAGCUGGACUCUGGGGUCAGAUACUGUGACCUGAGGAUUGCACACCGGCCCAAUGACAGCUCCUCUGACCUGUACUUCUACCACGGUGUUUACACCACGCUCACUGUGGAGGUGAGGCUACAGCAUCACACACUCACACGCACACACACACUCACACACAUGUAGCCACAGUGACAUUUAUGCUCCUUAAAGGUCAUCUGCAUCCACAGCAUUAAGUCGUGCUCAGUGAACAAUCAUCUCUGCAGUGGGGAAACUAAAUCCUUUAAUUAGAUUGGUCACGGUUGGUGCGGCCAUUUGGGAUGUUUUUAAUGUUAUUGAAGUGGGAACACGCCAUUAUUAUUUAAAAACCUUACUCCUACUGAAGAGAAGCCACCGUGACUACAAGUAACAGUUACAGGAUAAUAGUACAAAUGUAGAGUAUGGGGUCAUUUAAAAGUUGCGUUUAAACGCGGGCUGUACCACAUUUUAUCCAAGGUAAGAUCAUUUAGCAGUAAGCCUCAAGAAUAACUGGAUUCCCAGCUACGUAAAUCCCUCACAGUAAACCUAUUGGUUUGCGGACUGAUGU
This is a messenger RNA of Anarrhichthys ocellatus (wolf-eel), 1207 nucleotides long. RefSeq names its product PI-PLC X domain-containing protein 1-like. Lineage: Eukaryota; Metazoa; Chordata; Actinopteri; Perciformes; Anarhichadidae. The transcript has 5 exons. Gene Ontology annotation, biological process: lipid metabolic process. The coding region runs from base 364 to 807 and encodes 147 amino acids. The record is from RefSeq and is a predicted model, not a curated record. Gene Ontology annotation, molecular function: phosphoric diester hydrolase activity.